This is a messenger RNA of Wasmannia auropunctata (little fire ant), 1561 nucleotides long. RefSeq names its product syntaxin-6. The record is from RefSeq and is a predicted model, not a curated record. Bases 67 to 939 code for a protein of 290 amino acids. Gene Ontology annotation, biological process: Golgi vesicle transport; intracellular protein transport; vesicle fusion. Gene Ontology annotation, cellular component: endomembrane system; synaptic vesicle membrane; SNARE complex. Lineage: Eukaryota; Metazoa; Arthropoda; Insecta; Hymenoptera; Formicidae. Gene Ontology annotation, molecular function: SNARE binding; SNAP receptor activity. The transcript has 6 exons.
GGCCGUCGCGGCGAGACGCCAGGCCGCGGUCCAGGCUUUAAAUUCAAAGACGGAGCGGUUGGAGGAAUGACGCUGGAGAACCCGUUCUUUGUCGUCAAGGACGAGGUGUGCAAGGCGUUGAACAAGAAUCGCGGCUUGUACGGGCGCUGGAGCGAGCUGCAGAAUGUCUCGAUCGCGUCGCCGACCGGCGGUAUACCGCUGAGCGGCUCGGCCACAGCGAUCUCCCGUACGGACGAACUCGAUUGGACCACCACCGAGCUGCGGAAAGCGCUUCGUUCCAUCGAAUGGGACCUCGACGAUCUCGAGGACACUAUCUGUAUCGUUGAGAAGAACCCAACAAAGUUCAAGAUCGACAACAAGGAGCUGACCGUUCAGCGGAGCUUUAUCGAGCAGGCGCGAGACGAAGUCAAGAUCAUGAAGGACAAAUUGAACUUGAGCAGGAGCCGGGAUCGCGACAGCACGGCGAGACAGCCGCUUUUGGACAACAGCCCGGCGAGGGUGCCGGCCAAUCAUGGCACUACUAAAUACAGCAAGCUAGAAAACGAAAUAGAUAGUCCAAACAGACAGUUUCUCAGUGAUACUAUUCAGCAGCAGAAUUCUAUGAUAAUGCAGCAGGACGAACAGUUAGACAUGAUUGGGGAAACAGUCGGCACAUUAAAAACAGUAUCCAGGCAAAUCAACAGUGAACUGGACGAACAAGCUGUGAUGUUGGAUGAAUACGGGAAUGAGUUAGAGACGACAGAUUCCAAGUUGGACGCUACUAUGAAGAAGAUGGCCAAGGUGCUGCACAUGAGUAAUGGUAACUAUAACAAUUACAUUCCCGCCCCUACUACUCCGGUGACAUCCAGCGUCACUGAUCUCGUCUCUGAUAACAAACCCUCCUCUCUCUCCUCCCUAUCCAACACGAUCGCCAAUUGUUUUUUGUGUUCCAGCGAUUAAUUGGUGCUAAUUGUCCUGCGCCUUUAAACAGUUCAAGGGUACCAAUAAAAGAUAUUGUAACUGCAUUUUCGGAUACAUUUUCAACCUUAAUUUAAAUAAAAACGCAAGCUAAAUAUAAAAAGAUAAAUAUAUAAAAUAAAAUAUAUAACAUACAUAUAUGUGUAUAGAAGGAGAUACAAAUAAUACUUCUAAAAUGUUACAGUACUUUUUUAUUGAUGCCAUUGAAUUGUUUUUUAAUCCCUUAGAUUAUUGUUUAGAUGAAGGAAAGUGGUCAUUUAAAAUCUGGAGAAUAUAAUUAAUUCUACAUAUUUGUAGCGGAAUUUUCGCGUUUUAUGUAACAAGCACAAUUUUAGGAAUGCUUAGAAAUUAAAAAUUAGAGUUUUACAACAAUCUCCCAUUAAAUUAGAAAAAGAUGAGUCUUAAAUUUGUUUAAAAACUCUAUUGUUGAAGAGAGGGAGAUGUUGCACAUGUUGGGUAGUCUACAUGUAAUGUAUGUAACAUAUUACUGCAAGAUUAGCUGUUGUAUAAUGUGGACUAAUAUCACCAUUCCAAAAAAUUAUUUACUAAAUUAUGUCUAAAUUAUUUAAAAAGUAUUAUUUUGUGCCACUGUAUUAAUUAUAUU